Molecule: messenger RNA, 1968 nt
Organism: Morchella sextelata
Lineage: Eukaryota; Fungi; Ascomycota; Pezizomycetes; Pezizales; Morchellaceae
Exons: 9
Coding region: 1-1968 (655 amino acids)
Molecular function (GO): oxidoreductase activity; copper ion binding
Source: RefSeq, a predicted model, not a curated record
AUGCACAACUCUCUACGAAUAUCCCGAACUCUGAUAGGGUUGGGGUUCUUAUCAUUUCUCAUAGCCUUUACACCGUCUCCUGUCUCUGCCGGAGAUAGCGACUGGCUCAGUCCACCGUACAACUAUAUCUUCCAGUUUGAAUUACCUCAGGCGCCCAUUGCCAAACCCAAGACUUCCUAUUACAACAGCACCACAAAAGUUUGGAUCGACUUUUAUGAAGUAAUUAUCAAGCCGUUUCAGCAGCAAGUAUAUCCAAACCUGGGAAUAACAAAUCUGGUGGGAUAUAAUGGAACCACUCCGGGUCCAACAUUCCAUAUGACAAAGGGGAGAGAAGCACUUAUUCGUUUCGUGAAUCAAUAUGAUCGACCCUCCGCAAUCCAUCUUCACGGUUCUUACUCCAGAGCUCCCUUUGAUGGGUGGGCCGAGGAUACUAUAAGACCAACAUAUUAUAAGGACUACUAUUAUCCCAACAACCAAUCUGCAAGGACACUCUGGUAUCAUGACCAUGCGGUCCAUAUCACUGCUGUUAAUGCCUACUUUGGCCAGGCUGGAUCUUACAUCCUUUCAGACCCAGAAGAAGAAGCUAGACUUGGCUUGCCAGCAAAUAAAUAUGAUGUCACGCUUGUCCUCCAGUCCAAGGUAUACAAAUCCAACGGCGAACUACUCUCUCCCGAAAAUGAGCGGGAGAGUCUUUAUGGAGACGUAAUUCAUGUGAACGGUCAACCAUGGCCAUAUCUCAAUGUCGAGCCUCGCACUUAUCGUUUUAGAAUGUUAAAUGCAGCUAUCAGUAGGACCUUCAGAUUGACGAUAGUCGUAGACGGCCAGCAAACUGCUAUUCCUUUCUUCGUUAUAGCAUCUGACGGAGGAUAUCUAUCAAAACCCGUCCAAACAAGCCAACUUUUCAUCUCUAUGGCGGAGAGAUGGGAACUUAUUGUUGACUUUACUCCUUACGCAGGUAAGAAAAUAGUUAUCAAAAACGCCCGCGACGUUAUGGCGGAUGAAGACUAUAAUGCAACGGAUCGUGUGUUGCAAUUCCGUGUUGGAAUUACGGUUACCAAUUCGAGCAACAAUGGACCGCUUCCCGCGGAAUUGUCAAAGGUCCCCUUCCCUAAGCCAAAGAGUGGCGUAGAUAGGAGUUUCAAAUUUGAAAGAUCGAGUGGCGAGUGGCGCAUAAAUGGAGUCCCUUUCGCAAAUGUGAACAACCGUAUCUUGGCAAGACCUACACGUGGCAUGACCGAAGUCUGGGAGUUGGAAAACAGCAGUGGUGGAUGGUCUCACCCGGUCCAUAUUCAUUUAAUUGAUUUCCAAGUUAUCUCCCGUACUGGAGGACGUAAUGCUAUACAACCCUACGAAGCCGUGGCUCUCAAAGAUGUAGUACUGCUUGGGACAAAUGAGAAAGUUAGAGUAUUGGCUAAAUAUGCUCCUUGGGAUGGCGUUUACAUGUUCCACUGUCACAACUUAGUACAUGAAGACCACGACAUGAUGGCAGCUUUCAACGUAACACAGUUGGCUGAUUUUGGCUAUCCCGAAACCACAAAGUUCAUUGACCCCAUGGAAGAGAGGUGGAGAGACAAGCUUUACGAUGACAAAGCAAAAGAUCUCAGGAUAGUCGAGAGUGAAACAUUGCCAUUCUUCUCGUCUCUUGAUGCGUAUGCCCAUGUGGGGCAAAUCAAUGAUGCACUAGAUCAGUAUUUUUUGACAAGAUCUAGCAACAUCCCCACAUCCUCUACCAAGACUUCCACCAGCACCACCAAGACUUCUACCACCAAGACUUCUACCACCAAGACUUCUACCACCAAGACUUCUACCACCAAGACUUCUACCACCAAGACUUCUACCACCAAGACUUCUACCACCAAGACUUCUACCACCAAGACUUCUACCACCAAGACUUCUACCACCAAGACUUCUACCACCAAGACUUCCACAUCCUCCGCCAAGAUUUCUACAACAAAGAGCUCUGGUUGA